UGUUAUCGUUACCGAGGCUGCAGGAAUACCCGAAGAGUGCCGAGGAAAUGCUGGAGCAAGGUUAUGCCCCCAUUCUCACCGAGGGCUUCCACCAAUACGAUUACUUCAAGUUCUCCCCACUGGACGCCUUCAGGACGCUCUUCCGGCACGCAGAGGAGAGGGGCACCAUCUAUCCCUUCGGCAGGAUCGAUCACAAGACGGCUCUCCAAAGGUUUAGCAAAGGACGUGUCGCUUCUAUUAUCACACCGCUCGGCAUAGUGUUUCGGCAGAACAGCGGCGCCGGGCCCCAGCAGCCGUGCCCCUUCUACGUGGAGUCAGCGCCCUUGAACCUUGGCUUUAUUUCGAUAAUCCUGCAGAAAAACUCCUUCUUCAGUGAAAUUAUCAAUACAAGGCUGCGGUGGCUGAGGGAUAGUGGAAACCUGAAGGAGAUUUACGGCCGCUAUAACAUGAUUCAGUGCGUCCCCAGCGGCAGGGCGAGUGGCACCUCCCGCCCCCUGUCCCUCACCGUGCUGCUCGGCGCCUUCGUCAUGUGGGUCUGUGGUUUCCUCGUCGCCUGCAUCACCUUCCUUCUCGAGUUCCUGUCGUCACGUGGCUAAAAGUCCUAGGCGAAGGAUACUUUUAAAGGAUAUCGAUGGUGUUGAUAGGAUAGACUUGUGGAUUUUGUGUUUCUCAGUAGUAU
Molecule: messenger RNA, 679 nt
Organism: Scylla paramamosain (green mud crab)
Lineage: Eukaryota; Metazoa; Arthropoda; Malacostraca; Decapoda; Portunidae
Exons: 4
Coding region: 48-596 (182 amino acids)
Source: RefSeq, a predicted model, not a curated record